ACACACCAUUCACCACUAUAUAUAAUGAGUCCUUCAUGCCUUAAUUCACCAAACCAUCUCCAUAUUUACUAAUCUCUCUACUUUUCAUUUCUUCAGAAGAGUGAACACCAUGGACACUAGUUGUCAACUCAAAUACCAAAUCAUAGCAACACUAACUCAGGGGAUGAAAACUAAUUCCAAUGUUAUUAAAUAUACACAAUUAUUCAUUUCAAUAUCAGUGUUUUCAUUCAUUUUUGCACCUUCUUCAUUGUUUGUUUUCCUCCAUUACUUCAAAUUCUAUUUCUCAACUUUACCUUUUCAACUCUUUACUCACAACAUAGACAAGAACAGCAUGUUCCUCCUUUGUAAUGGUCUCCUUGUUUUUGUUGGUUUAAUAACCAAAUCUUUCUCAUCUUCUUCUAGUGAUACUGAUGAUCAUGAACUUUCAAAGAACACACAAGUUUCAUCAUCAUCACCACAAUAUAUUGAAGAAGAAGAUGAAGAAGGUUCACAAUCUCAUAUCCUUGAUGUUGAGGUCAAUGAGCCAAUGUUGGAGAGAGAAGCUGAGAACACAACUAGUGAACAAGAUGAACAAAGUGCUGAAGAAGAGGAAGAAAAAGUAGAAGAAGAAAACAUUGAAAACAUAAUUAUGAUUGAUCAAGAAGAAGUUGAACUAUUUGAUGGAGAAGACAAAGAGGAAGAUAAAGAGUCAGAAAUUGAAGAAAACAGUAUAGAAGAAGAGGAAGAAGAAGAUUAUGUAGAAGAAGAAGAAGAAAGUAAUAUGUUAAGUACCGAAGAGUUAAACAAAAAGUUUGAAGAUUUCAUUAGAAAAAUGAAGGAAGAUCUAAGAAUUGAUGCCAGACGGCAUUUAGUAAUGGUCUGAUUUAGUUAAAAACAACCAUGAUCUUUUUUUCUUUUGCCAUGCUUCUUGUGAGUCUAGUAAUUUUGAAAACUAUGCAUAUUCAACUGUAAAAGUGUAAGAUCUUUAGCACCAGUAUUAUUGUCUAUUGUAAUUCAAUUUAAAAAUUUAGUCUUUGGAAAUAAGAAUUCACCUUUAAAAUUACAUAA
Messenger RNA from Vicia villosa (hairy vetch), 1047 nucleotides. RefSeq lists its product as uncharacterized. The record is from RefSeq and is a predicted model, not a curated record. Bases 110 to 862 code for a protein of 250 amino acids. Lineage: Eukaryota; Viridiplantae; Streptophyta; Magnoliopsida; Fabales; Fabaceae. The transcript has a single exon.